AUGAAGUUAUUAUUGAUAUCCGUAUUGGCGCUAUCGUCAGCCAUAACAGCAGAUCCCGCUGUUAUAUUCAGUGGACUAUUGCCACCGCAGCUAACUUCUGCUGCCCUGGUAGCGCCCGGUGCUGCUCAACUUAUUCCACCAGUCGCUCCCUUACCCGCAAUCUCCGCUUAUAGUCCACUGGCCUCAUAUUCUGCAGUAGGACCAAUAUUAUCAGAUUAUAGAUACAGCUAUAGUUCAUCUUACCAGGACUAUUACCCAGUAGUUAACUCAGCAUUAACUCUACCAUACAGUUCGAUACCUUACGCUUACUCUGCUGACUGGUUUUAUCGAAAGUAAAUAAUAUAUGAACUAUGUCAAUAAUAUAUUUUAAUUAUGGUAAAACUGAUCCAUUGAUAAUGUUUUUUUUUAAAUUGUUGUUUUUAAUUAAGUAGGUGAAAAUAAAAUUAUUAAAGCAAGUUGCUCUUGAAUUUUCAUUAUUUUAAUGCUAUCAAGAGAACAACGAAUCACGAGAUGCUGAAUUCGAUCACCCAGUUUGCCUAGCCUUGAAUUCCUUUAAAUAUAUUUCAGUACUAGCCCAGAGUUAGAAAAUUAACGAUCAUUUUUUAUUGUGGGAUGUUAUAAAAUAUUUUCUUAGUAUUUAUUUAAUUCUAGCUGUUGCCCGCGACUUCGUCUGCGUUUGAUUUUGU
Pararge aegeria (speckled wood butterfly) is the source of this 686-nucleotide messenger RNA. RefSeq lists its product as uncharacterized. NCBI's taxonomy places the organism in Eukaryota, Metazoa, Arthropoda, Insecta, Lepidoptera, Nymphalidae. The record is from RefSeq and is a predicted model, not a curated record. The transcript has 2 exons. Bases 1 to 336 code for a protein of 111 amino acids.